AUGGGGGACGUCCUCAAACUAAAGCGGGCUGCUCGUUGCCACACGUUGGCUAAGAUUGAGAACUUGAUCAAGCAAACCCCAAAUCAGCAUGUUGAAUCCCGUGACCUGAAGGCAGCUGGUAUCCGCCAACUUCACUUGUCCCUUCAAGGGGAUACCCAACAUCAUGCACGCUUCUUCAAGCCAUACCAAGAAAAACUACCUCUUCCGCGGAAGGAGGAGGAGGACAAGCUGCUAGAAUUCGAGCCUGACCCAGAUCACAUCAUGUGGGAUACUCGCGAUUUGAAGCUCUUUCUCACCCACCACUUCUAUGGGAGCUUGAGAUAUGCAUGGCGGGAGUACCCACAUAACCCUCCGCCCUCUGGGGAAUAUCGAGAAAUUGGAGAUUACAAAUUUGGCCAACUGCUGGAGUGUGUAGAUUUCAACUGGUAUGCUGUGUCAGUAACCGAUUAUCCGAAGGGAACCUAUCCACACUUCAAGGUUAUCGUGGAAAGUGAAGUGAAUGGGGAUGAUCGACUGCUUCGCGGAGAAAUCAUGAUCAUCACCGAUAUCAUGACCGCUCGCCUAAAGACCGAUGUGCUAAAUCAGCAUAUUGUUGCCCCGAUACUGGUACUGUCUCUCAUGGGUCCUCGUCAUGCUCGCGUCCUGGAGGCUGAUCUUGACGGAGAGAUUCUUAACGUACGCGCUUCCAAGCUGUAUGAUUUCACGCAAAAGAACAGUGAUGCUGUGCAAUUGCUGACGCGGUAUUGGCUUGGUGAUGCAUGCGGGCAGACUAUGAUGAAAACUUAG
Penicillium griseofulvum is the source of this 786-nucleotide messenger RNA. RefSeq lists its product as uncharacterized. NCBI's taxonomy places the organism in Eukaryota, Fungi, Ascomycota, Eurotiomycetes, Eurotiales, Aspergillaceae. The record is from RefSeq and is a predicted model, not a curated record. The transcript has 3 exons. The coding region runs from base 1 to 786 and encodes 261 amino acids.